CUUUUAACUAAGCGACUUUCCUUAUUAGAGUGAUAUCUGACAUUGCACAAACAGCUGCGAGAAAAGUGCGAAAAUGUAUUCAACACAUCUACAUUUCCUUCUCCUAAUUGCUAGUUCUGUAAUAUUUUUCCAAAUGACUUCCUGUUUUACUCUACCAGACAGUGGACCUGGCAAUCAGCUUUCGAAACCAAAACCAGAAAACAGCACAGUUUCAACUGAAACGCCACUGUCAGAAACAUAUCCGCUCGGAUUUUUCGAGAAUUCCUUUCAUUCUAAUAAAUCCAACGUGAAUUCUUCAACUUCUGAAGGACAGAAACAACUUCUGAACACCUCCGCCAUAACGGGCUCGAAAUCUACAACUGGUCACGUUCCAAGUAAUUAUUCCGUAGUGAAUGGCACAAAUGCAGAAAAUGUUUCCAGUCAAUCGAAUGCGAAGACAGAAAAUACAAGUUCUUUGAAUACGAUAUUUGAUGUAGUGAAGAGUUGGUCUGCAUCAGAUACUGCGGUUCACAGUCGUGGAUGGUUAGUGCUAACCAAAGUCACCGAAAUAAAUAAAGUGGAAGAAAUAAGAGAAGACCCCGAAAAUAAUAAUCAAAAGCGAGUGAUAAAUGAAACUCGCCGCGAACAGUUAAAAAUAGUUCGAGACAGAGAAGUUUAUGAAGAUGAUGUCUAUAAUGAUUUGGAAAAUAUUCCUGAAUUAUCAUUUGAGUAACAUUACAUGCAUUGACACAUGAUGUCUUCUAAUAUACUCUUGAUUUGUAGUGAUAGUAUUGUUUAUCAUUUCCAGUUAACGUAUUUAAAAAUAAUAAAGCAAGUAAAAUAAUG
Stegodyphus dumicola is the source of this 825-nucleotide messenger RNA. RefSeq lists its product as uncharacterized. The record is from RefSeq and is a predicted model, not a curated record. NCBI's taxonomy places the organism in Eukaryota, Metazoa, Arthropoda, Arachnida, Araneae, Eresidae.